Messenger RNA from Rotaria sordida, 447 nucleotides. The record is from the annotation of a GenBank genome assembly. Lineage: Eukaryota; Metazoa; Rotifera; Eurotatoria; Philodinida; Philodinidae.
AUGACAGAACAUGAACCAAGUUUUAAUUCACUUCAAGACACUUCGUUACCUCUAUCUGUCAAUGAACUUACAUCUAAACGUGUUCAACAACAACCUCCUGAUCAUUAUCGUAAACAAAAGAAACAGCUACCGUUGCAAGAAUCGAAACCACCGAAAAAUGCCGCGAAGCUUCAUCCACGCACAGUGAACACUCAUUUCGUUUGGGCUUUAGUUCUCACUAUAUUCUGCUUCUUCAUCAUUGGACCAUGCUGGGCUUUAUUUAAAUCCCGUCAAAUUCGUCUCAUGAUCAAACGAAAUGAACUAGACCGAGCCGAACGUUUAUCAGCUCGUGUCUAUACUGGUCUCGUGAUGUCAACCGUAUUUGGUGUUUUUAUAUGGGUUGCCAUUCUCUUCUGUAGCGUCGGUCUCCUAAUAGCUGGAAAAUUACUUGAUAGCAAAUUAAUUUAG